Messenger RNA from Penicillium digitatum Pd1, 1542 nucleotides. Its product is annotated as mannitol dehydrogenase family protein. NCBI's taxonomy places the organism in Eukaryota, Fungi, Ascomycota, Eurotiomycetes, Eurotiales, Aspergillaceae. The record is from RefSeq and is a predicted model, not a curated record. Gene Ontology annotation, molecular function: mannitol dehydrogenase activity.
AUGGCACCCCUCAAGCUCAACAGCAAGAAUCUGGAACUAAUUGGGAAGGCAGGCAAGGGGCCGAUCCAAAUCCCAAACCACCGUUUCCUCCGUCGCCCCGUUAAGGAGGGAAUCGUCCAUGUUGGUGUCGGCGGCUUCCACAGAGCUCAUCUGGCUGUCUACAUCGACCGGUUGAUGGAGAAGCAUGGCGAGACCAACUACGCUAUUUGCGGUGUUGGCUUGCAACCCUUUGAUGCUACCAUGCGUGAUGUCCUGAGAGAGCAAGACCACCUCUACACCGUUAUGGAGCGCUCUGACAAAGGAAGCUUUGCCCACGUUGUUGGAUGCAUCAAUUCCUACCUCUUUGCCCCCGAUAACCGCGAAGCCGUCAUCGACAAGAUGGCCCACCCUGAUACCCGUAUUGUGUCGCUCACCAUCACCGAAAGCGGCUACUACUACAACGAAAACACACACGAGCUGAUAAGCGACCACCCCGAUAUCGAGAAUGACAUCAAACCGGGCAACGAGAGAGCCCCGUGUACCACGUUCGGUUUCCUCUACGCUGCCCUGGCACAACGCUACGCGAAAGGACAAGACCCCUUCACGGUCAUGUCGUGCGAUAAUAUGCAGAAAAACGGCUCCAUAACACGCAACAUGCUAGUGUCAUUUGCGCGCUUGCGCAACCCUAAGAUCGCGGAUUGGAUUGCCGAGAAAGGUGCCUUCCCCAACGCCAUGGUCGACCGCAUCACCCCUCAGACAUCAGAAUCGGACAAAAAGGUACUGGCGGAGGACUUUGGAAUCCAGGACGCCUGGCCCGUCGUCACAGAGCCCUUUAUGCAAUGGGUUAUAGAGGAUGAGUUUUCCAACGGCCGUCCAGAUUUUGAGAAGGUCGGUGUCCAGGUCGUCAAGAACGUCCACGACGUCGAGCAGUUUGAGAAGCACAAGCUCCGUCUGCUCAACGGCAGCCACUCGGCUAUCGGUUACCCAGGCCAAAUGGCAGGCUUCGAAUAUGUCCACGAAGUUAUGCAGAAUCCGCAGUUGCGCAAGUUGGUGUGGGAGAUGAUGCAAGAGGAGGUGAAGCCCCUAUUGCCGGAAAUUCCAGGCGUCAACAUUGACGAGUAUUGCAAAACGCUCAUGAAGCGUUUCUCCAACUCGACAAUCAAGGACCAGCUGCCCCGCGUCUGCCUCAAUGCCUCCGGCAAGAUCCCACAGUUCAUCAUGCCGUCGAUUGCCGAGGCGAUUAUGGAGAGUAAGAAGGAGCAACGUGAAUAUCCUUUCCGCCGCCUGUGUUUCGUUGCGGCCGCUUGGUUCUUGUACAUUAAAGGCGUCGAUGACCACGGCAAAACCUUUACAGUCGUGGACCCUAUGCUGGACGAGCUCCUGGCUGCGGCUCAGGCCGACGAUGGCGGCCCCAGCGGGCUGCUGGAAAUCAAGAACCUCUUCGGCGAUGACUUGCGCGGAUAUCCCAGGUUCACUAACGAGAUUCAACAGGCCAUGAAAGACAUUGCUGAAAAAGGCGUCUUGGAAACACUCAAAGAGUAUUUCCCCGAGGACGCCAACUAA